This is a messenger RNA of Grosmannia clavigera kw1407, 405 nucleotides long. RefSeq lists its product as uncharacterized. The coding region runs from base 1 to 405 and encodes 134 amino acids. The record is from RefSeq and is a predicted model, not a curated record. NCBI's taxonomy places the organism in Eukaryota, Fungi, Ascomycota, Sordariomycetes, Ophiostomatales, Ophiostomataceae. The transcript has a single exon.
AUGGAGGGGAAGCUGGGCGAGGCUCACACGGUCGUGUGCGCCUGUGGUUGGCUGACUGGCUGCGUACCUGCCGUUUUUGGGAACAAGCCGAUGCCAGCAGCAGCCAAUGAAGUGGCGGUGCAGGACGCCACACCAGGACGGCCAAGGAGGCACGAACGGCGGGGUUUUAGAGCUGUAGCGGCAGGAGAGGCCGGAGCCAAGCGAUGUCGGCUUGCAGCCGGCGGACGAGAAAUGCUCACGCGUUACCGUCCAGACUUUGUCGUGGCGGUGAAGUCGGCCCGCGCUGCCGAAUUGAUUUAUGUGGUCACUGCCCCUGUCAUAAGACGGUCUACGUCUACGAGAGUCCAGCUCGUGCAGCCUCGUGACCCCGUUCACGGUCUACAAGUAAGAUACGUGUACGAGUAA